AUGCUCUCAAUACUGCUGGUAACAUCAUUAAUAUUAUUCAAUCGGCAAUUAUCUGUUCAUUCAGCCUCUCUUAGUACAGCUGAAACGACCUCAGUUUUUGAGGAAACGACUAUAGUAGAAGCAACAACAACAAAAACUCCUGUCUCGUUAGAAAAUGAUCAUGAAGAGAAGAUUGAUACAUCGAUUGCGUCAUCAUCAGAUGAUGUGAUUGAGUUAAACAUUGGCGGAUCAAAAUUGACCACAUUACGUUCAACACUGACAGUUAUACCGAGUUCAAAACUAGCUCGAAUGUUCAGCAAAUCAAAUGCGAAUCAAAAACUUCCGAUGGAUAAACAUGGUGCCGUAUUUUUCGAUUAUAACCCCAUGCAUUUCAGCUAUUUACUCGAUCAAUUACGAGCGCUCAAACGUAUGACGAACAAACCAAAAUAUCAAGUACAAUUUCAAGCUCCGUAUAUCAAUUCUCAAAUGAAUUUCACUCAUAUGCUUGUAGAUCUUGGUCUUACAGCCGAGUCGUUAUUAUCGCCCGCUGAAGGUACUCAUCUCAAUUUAACAAUUAGUUCUCUGAAUGGAUGGAAAGAAUGUUAUCAAAGUACUUACGAUAUUCCAUUCGAUUUCUCUGUUUUGAAGAAAGCUUGUAAUGGUAGUCGGCUUCUUGUUGCUUGUCGUCAUGCGAGUAACAAGAAAGUCUUAACACUUGCUGGUAUAGGACAACACGAAGAUGUUUCUAAUCCUUGCCUACCAAAGCAAUGUAAAACGAAUGGUAAAUUUAAGAAGAAAGCGAAAAAACCAGCAUGUUCAUCCAAUUACCAAUGUAUUACACAAGCUAAGCGAGGUGUUGGUUGGUAUAAUGCAAACAAUCAAACAUGGGGUUUCGUUCGUGGAUCGUUAUCAUUUGUUGUUGAUCCAUGUGAUUCAAGCACGUUAGAUUCGGAUUAUCGACUUUGUUGGACAUCACAAAAAGAUAUUGGCAAAGGCACGGGAGAUCGAUGUGGUAGUUCGAAAAAUUUACAAGAUUCAAAGAAAUGGGAACGUCUUAUUUACUCUAUCGCUUAG
Messenger RNA from Adineta ricciae, 1053 nucleotides. Lineage: Eukaryota; Metazoa; Rotifera; Eurotatoria; Adinetida; Adinetidae. The record is from the annotation of a GenBank genome assembly.